AUGAAGAAGACCAAGACGGGCGGCGCGACGACGAUCGCUCCUCCGCGGACCGCCGUGUCGACGGCGGUACCUCCGAGCAACAUCCGCCCCGAGAUGUACCAGUGGCUCGUCCAGGAAAGCCAGAAGGCCAAGGCGGCGCCGCCGGCGACGGGCCUUCCGACGAUGCCUCCCAUGAUGUCGAUGCCCAUGCAUGGCUCUGCUGCGAGCAACGUCAUGCAGCUUCAACAGCUCAACCAGAUGAUGCCACUCAUGUCGGCGUACCCCGGCUUCCUCGCCGGCUUUGGCAACUUGCCCCAGACCGGUGCCCCGGCGCCGUCGUCGUUCCCGCCCGCGAACCCGCUGAACCUCUUCAACAUGGUGCACCCUGCGGCCACGUCGCCCAAGCACAGCGGCGCCGCCGCUCACGCAUUUUUGAACAAGGACGGCAGCUCGGACCUCAACCCACAGCGCAAGAAGCGGCUCGAGCGCAACCGCGAGUCAGCGCGUGAGUGUCGGCGCCGGAAGCGCGAUCACAUUCUCGGCGUUGAAGAGCGCUGCAAGGCGCUCGAGAAGGAAAACAUGGAGCUGCGGUCGCAGCUCAAGGCCGGGAAGGAGGCCAUGAAGCAAGAGGAAGAUGAAAAGACGCAAAUCUGCGUUGAACUCGAGUCCAUGAUCCAUGAAAACGCGCCCGAGCAGGAAAUCGCGGCCAAGAUCGACAACUUCAAGGAGCAAUACUCGGACUAUGGCCAAGGCCGGCAGUCGGCGCUCAACUACCACUUGCACCAACUCGAGCGGCUCUUGAUGCCGACGCAAGUGACCAAGAUGUGUAUUUGGGCCCUCAAGCAGGACGAUGCGUUCUGGGAGGACGGCGAAGACGAAACGAGCCUCCUCUCGAUCCUCACGCACGAUCUCGGGCUCACCGAGGAGCAACGCAAGAGCAUCCAAUCCCACCGGAGCGCCGUGGUCAAGAUUUGCGAAAACCUCCGGCUCGCACUACAGCUCUUGCACCAGCUCAAGGCCGACGUCGAGCAAAAGAACAUCACACUCGACACGGAGAUGGACCAGCUCCAGAACAUUCUGACGCCGACCCAGCGCGCCAAAUUUAUUGUAUGGGUCACCAACAACCCAGCCUGCAUGCACCUCCUCAACAAGCUCUGGACCAAUGUCUUUUAA
Molecule: messenger RNA, 1152 nt
Organism: Saprolegnia parasitica CBS 223.65
Lineage: Eukaryota; Oomycota; Saprolegniomycetes; Saprolegniales; Saprolegniaceae
Exons: 6
Coding region: 1-1152 (383 amino acids)
Biological process (GO): regulation of DNA-templated transcription
Molecular function (GO): DNA-binding transcription factor activity
Source: RefSeq, a predicted model, not a curated record